Molecule: messenger RNA, 1115 nt
Organism: Arachis duranensis
Lineage: Eukaryota; Viridiplantae; Streptophyta; Magnoliopsida; Fabales; Fabaceae
Exons: 3
Coding region: 69-611 (180 amino acids)
Source: RefSeq, a predicted model, not a curated record
UCGUAUUUAUAAAUUAUAAGUAACCUCUCUCACUCUCUCUCUCUCUCUCUCCAUUCCAUUCCAUUCCCAUGGCUCGCUUCUUUAUCUCCAAGACCAGCACCUUCCUCCACCGCCACCACCCGCACCCUCCCAAACCCCUCUUCACUCUCUCCCUCCGCCACCGAUCCUCCCACUCAGCCAACAACAACGGCACCCUCAUGGAGCUCGACCUCCCCUCCACCUCCUCCUCCUCCAAUGCCGCUGCUGACUACGACGUUACCAUGAGGAUGUUCGACGACCUAAUCCACCGAAUCCUCGUCAGGAAGGCCACACCCGAUUGGCUCCCUUUCGUUCCCGGCUCCUCUUUCUGGGUCCCACCGCGUCCAGCUCCCUCAAAUGUCGUCGAUUUGGUGCAUAAGUUAACCACCGAGGAACUCUCCGCAGAGGAGUCUCUCUCCCUCGCCACCCACCACGCUUGGCCCUCCUCCACCUUCUUCACCGAUGAGAACAAUCAAGCAGAUGGUGGAGAUACUGAUGUGGAGUUAAAUAAACCAGAAGGGAUGGAGGGAAUGGUGAAAGUGAAAGUUCUGACAAUCUCAGAUACUGUGGCUCAUGAAGAUGAGGAAGGAUGAACCAGUACCUUAGCCAAACAAGUUGCUGUGUUUUGCAGGAUUUUCAUGGUGCAACCUACCUCAUUCAAAAGAAGAAAAAAGAGAGUAACUGAAAAUAAAUAAAAUGCUCUUUUGGAGAUUGAGAAGGCCAUGCACUCAAAUGGAAAUUCGUAUGAGAUACAGUACUGUUUAUUCGGGAUUAGCCCUUCCUUCGCUUCGGGAAAAUUCUUUUAUAGGUACAAGUCCAUCGCGUCAUAUUUGGACACACUCGCAUGGGAGUGUAUCUUGAAUAAAGUUAGUGGGACUCACCUUUGUUGCGAGUGUUUAAAGAUGGGGGUGUUCAUUUUGUGCCUAUGGAAGAAUCUUUCCUAAUAUAUCCUUGCUUUACUUGGUAUUAGAGACUCAGCAUUGAUCUGUUUUAACCAGCAUAGCCUGAAUAUAUUACCAAUGUUGUAACCUUGAAUCAUUUGUAAGGUAGGAAUGUAUGUAUUUAUUUAGCUAAUGAAGCAAAAGAUUCUUUCAGUA